GGAGGCAUACUAUACAAAUUUAUCGUCCAUUGCAUGCAGCCAUUGCUUCAUAAAACCGCCUGAUGGCUACGGGUAGCACAUGUGCGACAUUGUGGGUGGCCACGUGCACAACAACUUUGUCGACAGGCUCCUUUGCACGGAAGGAGUUCAACUUGUUGCAAUGGCCAAAGACCGGUCACGGGACCAAUGGGACAUAUUUUGGGCCAAGUACCGGUCAUGGGACCAGUGGGACAUCGUUUCCUUCUCAUCUACACAAGGAGGAGGAGGGAGAAGGGGCAAGAUUUGAGCGUAUGGCCAGAAGCACCCAGGCGUCUUCCAGCUACAGUCUGAGAGUUUUGCCACAUGGCAUGUCCCGUCGGGUCCCCUGCAGGCUGAGUCCAGUCCCAGUCCCAGUCCCAGUCCCAGUUCUCUCUCCAGCCUCUGGAGCACGUUUCGUUACGUUGUGCAGAAGGACAGCCUCGCAAGAGGCAAAUCGCGAGUCGGCUGGCCGCCUUGCGGUGCGCACAAUGGCUGUUGCCGGAGGCGAGACAGCUCUCGACAUUGCGGUUUCAUCCGUGCUGGAUGCACUUGUGUUUGACUGCGACGGGGUCAUUCUUGAGUCCGAGGACUUGCACCGACGAGCUUACAAUGCCACAUUUUCCCACUUCGAUGUUCGGUGUCCCUCGGUGGGCCCUGGCGAGGGAACGGACUCGGAGGCGGGAUCAGGACCGGUGGUGGCGUGGACAACAGCAUUCUAUGACGUCUUUCAGAACAAGGUGGGUGGCGGGAAGCCCAAGAUGAGGUGGUACUUCCGUGAGCAUGGAUGGCCUACAAGCACGAUCUUUCCGUCGGGUCCGCAAACGGACGACGAGAAAGUCGCCCUCAUCGACACAUUGCAAGAUUGGAAAACAGCCAAAUACAAGGAUCUGAUAGGAUCAGGGGAAGUGCUGCCCCGACCUGGCAUCCUACAGCUGAUGGACGAAGCGCGAGCGCUCGGGCUAAAAAUAGCAGUUUGCUCAGCUGCAACCAAGAGUUCUGUCAUUUUCUGCUUGGAGAGCCUCUUGGGAAAGGAUCGCUUCGACGGUCUGGACUGCUUCCUGGCCGGUGAUGACGUCGAUAAGAAGAAGCCUGAUCCCAAGAUCUAUAACAUUGCAGCAAAGAUGUUGAAUGUCGCACCCGAUCGCUGUCUCGUGAUCGAGGAUUCUGUAAUUGGCCUUCAGGCAGCGAUGAGCGCAGGUAUGAGAUGCAUCAUCACGCAUACUAGCUCAACAAAAGAUCAGAACUUUGACGGUGCGUCUGCGGUAUUCGAAGACUUGGGUACGGUGACGUUCAGAGAAUUGCUCCCGAUUCUACAGCAAGGCUAGUCAGACUCCUACAGCGCUAAAAUGGU
This is a messenger RNA of Chara braunii, 1369 nucleotides long. The record is from the annotation of a GenBank genome assembly. Lineage: Eukaryota; Viridiplantae; Streptophyta; Charophyceae; Charales; Characeae.